UUCUACAGUUUGAAAUAUUUACGUCCUAUAAAAUACAUCUUUGAUUCUUUAUUCAAGGAUAAAAUGGUCUCGAUGUGCUAGAAGCACUUUGCUGCUUCUCGUGCUCGUUUAUUGUUAGUUAGCUUAGCUCGCUAGUUAGCUUAGCUUGUUAGCUGCUAACAGAAGUUAUCAACACAUCGCUAAGUAGAGAUCAAGUGUGAGAGUAAAGUGUUGUGAUUGUGUGAAAAUGUCUACAUUACACAUGUUGAGAGCGUUGGUGGAUCAGCGACUAACUGCUGCCGUUGAAGAAAUAUUUGUAGUGUUAGAAAGAACGAUAGCAGAAUACGAGGCGGAACUUUCUAGAACAAAGGAGGAGAACAAGCUACUAUUGGACGCUGUUUUCAAGAAACAUCAAGUUGUGUUACACAGAACAGAUGUCCAGCAGCCCCCCCACAUUAUAGAGGAAGAGGAGGAUCCACAGACCACCCAAAUUAAAGAGGAAGAGGCGGAUCCACAGCCCACCCACAUGAAAGAGGAAGAGGAGGAUCCACAGCCCACCCACAUGAAAGAGGAAGAAGAGGAUCCACAGCCCACCCACAUGAAAGAGGAAGAAGAUGAUCCACAGCCCACGCACAUUAAAGAGGAAGAGGAGGAUCCACAGCCCACCUACAUGAAAGAGGAAGAGGAGGAUCCACACAUGAAAGAGGAAGAGGAGGAUCCCCACAUGAAAGAGGAAGAGGAGGAUCCACACAUGAAAGAGGAAGAGGAGGGAGAGUGUCCUGUAGGGCAGGAGGAGGAUGAUGUCAGCAAGUUUCCACUGACUGUUGUCUCUGUGAAGACUGAAGAGCAUGAAGACAAAGCACCUGAGUCCUCACAGCUUCAUCACAGUCCAAACGUCCAGCAGCCCCUUCACAUUAAAGAGGAAGAGGAGGAUCCACAGCCCAACCACAUUAAAGAGGAAGAGGAUGAUCCACAGCCCACCCACAUUAAAGAGGAAGAGUAGGAUCCACAGCCCACCCACAUUAAAGAGGGAGAGGAUGAUCCACAGCCCACCUACUUGAAAGAGGAAGAGGAGGAUCCACACAUGAAGGAGAAAGAGGAGGAUCCACACAUGAAAGAGGAAGAGGAGGGUCCACAUAUGAAAGAGGAAGAGGUGGGAGAGUGUGUUGUAGGGCAGGAGGAGGAUGAUGUCAGCAAGUUUCCACUGACUGUUGUCUCUGUGAAGACUGAAGAGCAUGAAGACAAAGCACCUGAGUCCUCACAGCUUCAUCACAGUCCAAGUAAGCACAUAUCAUUUUAUUCUCAGGGCAUUCAAUCCAUCACA
This is a messenger RNA of Nerophis lumbriciformis (worm pipefish), 1303 nucleotides long. RefSeq lists its product as uncharacterized. The record is from RefSeq and is a predicted model, not a curated record. NCBI's taxonomy places the organism in Eukaryota, Metazoa, Chordata, Actinopteri, Syngnathiformes, Syngnathidae.